Messenger RNA from Mercenaria mercenaria, 348 nucleotides. RefSeq lists its product as uncharacterized. Lineage: Eukaryota; Metazoa; Mollusca; Bivalvia; Venerida; Veneridae. Bases 1 to 348 code for a protein of 115 amino acids. The transcript has a single exon. The record is from RefSeq and is a predicted model, not a curated record.
AUGGCUGGUUCAUACCACACACCUGACCCAGUGAUGGCAGGUUCAUACCAGAUACCUGACCCUAUGAUGGCAGGUUCAUACCACACAUCUGACCCUGUGAUGCCAGGUUCAUACCAGAAACCUGACCCUGUGAUGGCAGGUUCAUACCACACACCUGACCCUGUGGUGGCAGGUUCAUACCAGAAACCUGACCCUAUGAUGGCAGGUUCAUACCAGAAACCUGACCCUGUGAUGGCAGGUUCAUACCAGAAACCUGACCCUGUGAUGGUAGGUUCAUACCACACACCUGACCCUGUGAUGGCAGGUUCAUACCAGAAACCUGACCCUGUGAUGGCAGGUUCAUACUAG